This is a messenger RNA of Dacryopinax primogenitus, 867 nucleotides long. Its product is annotated as S-adenosyl-L-methionine-dependent methyltransferase. NCBI's taxonomy places the organism in Eukaryota, Fungi, Basidiomycota, Dacrymycetes, Dacrymycetales, Dacrymycetaceae. The record is from RefSeq and is a predicted model, not a curated record. The coding region runs from base 1 to 867 and encodes 288 amino acids. The transcript is spliced from 4 exons.
AUGUCCACUGCUUCCCUCUCCGCCUGUCCUCCUGCGACCUUCAGUGGCGUCGACAGAUACUACACGGCCGAAACCUAUCUACUGCCUCAUGACGAGGAUGAGCGUGAGAGACUCCAGUUACAGCAUGAUAUGCUUAUGAAGUACACGAAGUCGCUCAUUCCGCCGUCCCUGGUACUAGCUGAUGGGGACAAGGUCCUAGAUGCCGGCACAGGUUCAGGUGUUUGGCUGCUAGAAGUGGCUCGUAUGGUGCCCUCCACGAUUGCCUUAACCGGUAUCGACAUAGAGAAACGGCUGUUCCCCCAGCCGUCGUCCAACACGAAGUUCAUGGUGCAAACUACCCUCAGUCUCCCUGAAGGCUGGAAUUCUCGAUUUGCUCUAGUCCAUCAGCGAUUAAUGGUAGCUGCGUUCAGUCGAGAGGCCUGGAAAGCCUGUAUUUCCGAGUUCUUCCGAGUUCUACAACCCGGAGGCUGGCUGCAGCUAGAGGAGAUAGAUUUUCUUGGCGUUCUGGAAGAAGCCGAGAUCCCGCCUCUAACACACCGAUUCUGGAUGGGCGCCCGUGUGCUUUGUGAAGCCCGGGGUGUCAGCUCCGAUUGUCUCCUCAGAAUUCCGGAUCUUCUUGAAGAAGCUGGAUUCACGGCUCUUCGGAUGAUCAAGACGCGAAUCCCGUACGGAAGUGAUAAGAGCGCUAGACGGGCUGGCAUUGGGGCCUGGAAGGGGAUGAAAGCUCCAUUCUUGAAAGCAGGUGGCUUUGACGUUGCACGCACCAGCGAAGAAUAUGACGACUUCAUGGAUCAAGUUGAAAAUGAAUGGCGAAGAUUGCACUUUAAACGAACGUAUGCCACAUGGACUGCCAGGAAGCCAUUAUGA